Molecule: messenger RNA, 987 nt
Organism: Pedinophyceae sp. YPF-701
Lineage: Eukaryota; Viridiplantae; Chlorophyta; Pedinophyceae
Source: the annotation of a GenBank genome assembly
AUGUUCGCUAACGCCGCGAGCGGCUCUGCCGUCUGUGCGACGAAGGCCCCGUCCUCUGCACACGCUCGGGCGGCGCCGUUCCCCCGGGCCGCGCCCGCAUCGCACCCGUUCACGGGCUGCCGGAGCCCGGCCGGGCCCCACGGGACGUUCCAGGCGCAAGCGCGGCCUCAGUCCCUGCACGUGGUGCGCUCGGCCAAGGGCAUCACGUACACCUCCUACGAGGGCAACAGCUUCAAGAUCAACUUCAAGAAGGCCGGCGUGACCCUCCUGAUCGACCCGUGGCUGGUGGGGGACCUCACCUUCGGCGGCCUCGGCGAGUGGUUCUACGCGGGGAAGAAGGUCGAUGCGCUCCCGCCGUUCGAGGAGUCGAGCCAGUGCGACGCGAUCGUCCUGACUCAGGGCCUCGACGACCACGCGCACAAGCCUACGCUGGAGCGCCUCGACAAGGAGAUCCCCGUGAUCGCGUCGCCGACGGGCGCGGAGGUCGCGCGCUCGCUGGGCUUCCGCAGCGUGACGCCGCUGCCGCACGGGGCGUCCGCGUCGAUCCUGGACGGGAGGAUCAAGAUCACGGCCACGCAGGGCGCGCUGGUGGGCCCGCCGUGGUCGACGCGCGAGAACGGGUUCGUCAUGGAGGAGAUGGUGGACGGCGGCGCGCGCGUGUACUACGAGCCGCACUGCGACUACGCGGGCGACCUGGCCGCGACGGUCGGCAAGGUUGACGUGGUGGUGUCGCCGGUGCGCACCGUGUCGCUGGGGUCGUACCCGCUGGUCAAGGGCCUCGAGUACAUGCCGCUCGUCAAGGCGCUCAAGCCGCAGGUGCUGGUCGGGAUGAACAACGCGGAGACCACGCAGGUGGGGCUCCUGAGUCAGGGCAUCAAGACGGAGGGGACUCUCGAGCAGGUCCCGGGGGCCCUGCAGGCCGAGGGCAUCGAGACCAAGUUCGUGACGGUCAAGACGGGGCAGCCCGAGGAGAUCGCGCUGCAGUGA